This is a messenger RNA of Cynoglossus semilaevis (tongue sole), 540 nucleotides long. Its product is annotated as ladderlectin-like. The coding region runs from base 76 to 540 and encodes 154 amino acids. The record is from RefSeq and is a predicted model, not a curated record. Lineage: Eukaryota; Metazoa; Chordata; Actinopteri; Pleuronectiformes; Cynoglossidae. The transcript is spliced from 7 exons.
AUUUGAUCUGAAUUAAAUGGCUCACAGUCGCUAAAAUACUUUUUUUUUUAUGUUGCAGUAGAAGAGGUAGACCCUAUGGAACCUGAAGUGGAAGAGCCAGGAGUUUUUGUUGAGGAGAUGAAUCUCGCACCUGAAGCUCGUUUCUAUACUUGUCCUACUGGAUGGAACAGAUACAAGAAUGGCUGCUACCAGUUUGUGUCUUCCACCAGAACCUGGACCAGUGCUGCGUCCUACUGCAACAGUUUCGGAGCCUCUUUACCUUCUGUCCACGAUCUGUUUGAGUACAGUUUCCUGCAGGAUUUGACAUUGAAAGCAGGACAGUCCACCUGCUGGAUUGGAGGUUUCUACUUCCAGGGCUGGAGAUGGUUGGAUCAGAGCACCUACAGCUACCAGAACUGGAACUCACAGCUGAGCGUUACCUCUUAUCCAUGCGUCUACCUGAACGGCAGAGCCGGCUGGUCCAACAGCAACUGUGCCAGCGCUAGACCUUUCAUCUGCAUUAAGAGAAGUGAUAUCUAUUUGCUCUUUCUAUUGUCAUGA